Messenger RNA from Bursaphelenchus xylophilus (pine wood nematode), 383 nucleotides. Lineage: Eukaryota; Metazoa; Nematoda; Chromadorea; Rhabditida; Aphelenchoididae. The record is from the annotation of a GenBank genome assembly.
AUGUUGAAAAACACGCUGAGAGCGGCCAAGUCGGUCGAACAACUCUCAACCCGACUUGCUCAUGGUAAGCCAACCUCCAGAAAGAUCCCAGACUCUGCUCCUUCCGAGCUCCGAGAAGCUUUCUCCCAUUUCUUUGAUCCGGUGGUAAGCUCUUCUAAUUUUUUGUUUUGAAUUUUAGUUACGUACGAAGAAGAAGGAACACUGAUCGUAUUUUGCCAUAAUUUUGAGAGACGUAUUUCACCAUCAUUUUUCAGGAGAAAGUUGCUGCUCCCACAGGCAAAGGAGGACACCGUUUGGUCGCCCAUGUUGCACCAUCCCCAGUCUACGAAGGAGUGGCUCGGAAGUUGGGGUACAGACAUAAGAAUGGCUUCCAGGAACUUUAA